This is a messenger RNA of Sorex araneus (European shrew), 539 nucleotides long. Its product is annotated as T-cell surface glycoprotein CD3 delta chain. Gene Ontology annotation, cellular component: external side of plasma membrane; alpha-beta T cell receptor complex. The record is from RefSeq and is a predicted model, not a curated record. Lineage: Eukaryota; Metazoa; Chordata; Mammalia; Eulipotyphla; Soricidae. Gene Ontology annotation, biological process: cell surface receptor signaling pathway; positive thymic T cell selection. Bases 1 to 411 code for a protein of 136 amino acids. The transcript has 4 exons. Gene Ontology annotation, molecular function: transmembrane signaling receptor activity.
AUGGGCCUCUGCGGGGCUCUGGCUGGCCUGCUGCUGGCUGCCCUUCUCUCCCAAGCACAUUCCAAGAUAACCGUGGAGGAAACUGAGGACAAAGUGUUCCUGAGAUGUAAGAAUGACAUCAAGUGGCUGGAGGGCACCAUGGGAAAGCAUAUGUCAGAAAACAGAACAAUGGACUUGGGAAAGAGCAUCCUGGAUCCCCGGGGGCAAUACCAGUGCAACGAGGUGGAGGGAAAGGACUCCAAACUCUUUACAGUGCAAAUCUACUAUCGAAUGUGCCAGAGUUGCGUGGAGCUGGAUGUCACCUCCUUGUCUGGCAUCCUGAUCGCUAACAUCAUAGCCACUUUGCUUCUUGCUUUGGGAGUCUACUGCUUUGCUGGACAUGAGACUGGAAGGCUCUCUGGAGCCCAUUGAGUGCGAAACAAUGAUCCCUUCAGUCACCUUGGUGAGAACUGGCACUGGAAUGAAUGAGCCCAAGCAGGGAGGCUUCUGGGAGCAACAGUUCUGGACCAAACCUUCUCUCCCGGCACUGCCAAUCAAGC